Arachis ipaensis is the source of this 3570-nucleotide messenger RNA. The record is from RefSeq and is a predicted model, not a curated record. NCBI's taxonomy places the organism in Eukaryota, Viridiplantae, Streptophyta, Magnoliopsida, Fabales, Fabaceae.
CUUUUGGGAGGAGCAUUGGAGAAAGGUCUUCUCUUUUAAUCUACCAUUAUGGGAGUCUCUUACUUCAAGAAAUUCUGGUUUCCAUAAUAUUCCCUAACCCCACAAGACAAGCACUAAUCCAUUGCAUAUCGGAGGUCCAUUUAAGAGUUUGUCUUUAGUCAAAGAAUUGCUGCAUGUACAAGGCAGGAUUCGAAUCCCAACACUUGUUUAAGUUAACUAGUGAGCUAACUACUAAAUCAACCUAACUAGGUUUACUUCAAGGAAUUUGAUCAUUAGCAUAUCUCAUGUUCUCUGAGAGGUAAAUCAGUGUGUUGACAUGCUUAUCUUGAUCAGCUUAAACUUAGAGUCGGAUGAUUUCUUUUGUGGAAGCUGCUCCAAGAAUGGAGGAUAUGGGAGUAACAUUCUCCCGUAACCUUUUUUUUUUUUUUUUAUUUAUAUUUUACCAAAAGAAAAAUCUAGUCUCUUGAUAAGAGCAUAAACUAAGGAGCAUUCGGGUUGCUGUCCAUGUUCAUCGGGCAAAAGAUCUUUUAAAGAAUGCUAUUAGUUCAGCAGUUGAAUACGAGCUAUCGGAAAAGACAAGAGAAUCUGGUUUCAGAAUUGAACCAGAUGAUAUAGCAACGCUUGUUUCUGCCCAUGAUCUAAAGAAUUUUAAAAAAAUUGGCGGAGCUGAAGGGAUUGCGAGGAAACUCUCAGUCUCCGUGAACGAUGGCGUUAGCCAAGAUAGUAUACAUAACAGGCAACAAAUUUAUGGACUUAACCACUACACGGAGAGACCUUCAAAAUCUUUCUUGAUGUUUGUUUGGGAGGCAUUGCAUGACUUAACACUAAUCAUUCUCAUAGUUUGUGCUCUAGUUUCUAUAGCUAUAGGGCUUCCCACUGAAGGAUGGCCAAAGGGUGUUUAUGAUGGUCUUGGUAUCAUACUUAGUGUGUUUUUGGUUGUUACUGUUACUGCUAUUAGUGACUACCAGCAAUCCUUGCAAUUCAGGGAUUUGGACAAAGAGAAGAAAAAGCUCUUUGUCCAGGUGACCAGGGAUGGGAAGAGACAGAAGGUUUCUAUCUACGAUUUGGUAGUCGGAGAUAUUGUCCAUUUGUCAACUGGUGAUCAAGUUCCAGCUGAUGGAGUUUUUGUAACUGGAUACUCAUUACUAAUUGAUGAAUCAAGUUUGUCAGGUGAGAGUGAACCAGUAAAUAUAGAUGAACAAAAACCUUUUCUUCUUGCGGGAACCAAAGUGCAGGAUGGUCAGGGAAAGAUGAUAGUUACAACAGUUGGCAUGAGGACUGAAUGGGGGAAGUUGAUGGAAACUUUAAGCGAGGGAGGUGAGGAGGAGACUCCAUUGCAAGUGAAAUUGCAUGGAGUUGCAACAAUUAUUGGUAAAAUCGGGUUGGCUUUUGCCGUGUUGACAUUUAUCGUGUUGACAAUAAGGUUUCUUGUUGAGAAAGCAGUCUCUGGUGACUUUGGUAGUUGGUCUAUGAAUGAUGCAAUGAAACUGCUGGACUACUUUGCUAUUGCAGUGACCAUAAUAGUUGUCGCAAUUCCGGAAGGAUUACCAUUAGCUGUGACACUUAGUCUUGCUUUUGCAAUGAAAAAAUUAAUGAAUGACAAGGCACUUGUGAGACAUCUUUCGGCAUGUGAGACUAUGGGUUCUGCAAGUUGCAUUUGCACAGAUAAGACAGGAACAUUGACCACUAACCAUAUGGUUGUGAACAAGAUUUGGGUAUGCGAAAAAGUGGCCGAGAUCAAAGGUAGUGAGAGUGCAGAGAAGCUGAAAACAGAGAUACCUGAGGAAGUAAUGAGCAUCCUUUUGCAGGCUAUAUUUCAAAAUACAUCUUCUGAAGUAGUUAAGGAUGAAACCGGAAAUAACACAAUAUUGGGAACACCAACAGAAUCAGCAUUGUUGGAAUUUGGUUUGCUCACAGGUGGUGAUUUUGAUGCACAGCGCAGUACCUAUAAGAUAAUUAAGGUUGAGCCUUUCAAUUCAGUUCGGAAGAAGAUGUCUGUGCUUGUGAGUCUUCCUAAUGGAGGGGUCAGAGCUCUCUGCAAAGGAGCAUCAGAAAUAAUACUAAGAAUGUGUGACAAAAUCAUUGAUUCUAAUGGAAAUGCUGCUGAUCUUCCUGAAGAACAGGCGAAUAAAGUUAACGAUGUCAUAAACGAUUUUGCCUCUGAAGCUCUGAGAACUCUUUGUUUGGCUGUUAAAGAUAUAGACGCAACAGAAGGGGAAAACAGUAUCCCUGAUCAUGGCUAUACUCUGAUAGCAAUUGUAGGAAUCAAGGAUCCUGUGCGGCCUGGGGUCAGGGAAGCUGUUCAAACUUGUUUAGCAGCUGGAAUAACCGUCCGUAUGGUGACCGGUGAUAACAUAAAUACAGCUAGAGCCAUAGCUAAAGAAUGUGGUAUACUCAUCGAGGGUGGUGUAGCUGUAGAAGGACCAGAGUUUCGAAACUUGUCGCCAGAGCAAAUGAGAGAUAUCAUACCAAAUAUUCAGGUAAUGGCACGUUCCCUACCGCUUGACAAGCACACCUUAGUAUCCAAUUUGAGGAAUAUGUUUGGUGAGGUUGUAGCUGUAACUGGUGAUGGAACCAAUGAUGCUCCUGCACUGCAUGAGGCAGACAUUGGACUUGCCAUGGGGAUCGCUGGAACUGAGGUUGCCAAAGAAAAUGCUGAUGUGAUUAUAAUGGAUGAUAACUUCACUACUAUCGUUAACGUGGCCAAAUGGGGACGUGCCAUAUACAUAAACAUACAAAAAUUUGUGCAGUUUCAGCUAACUGUAAAUAUUGUUGCUCUGGUUAUCAACUUUGUUUCUGCAUGCAUCACUGGAUCUGCACCACUCACAGCUGUUCAGUUGCUUUGGGUAAAUUUGAUUAUGGACACAUUGGGUGCAUUGGCUCUGGCUACUGAGCCUCCCAAUGAUGGACUAAUGGAAAGACCCCCGGUUGGAAGAAAAGCAAGUUUUAUCACCAAACCAAUGUGGAGGAACAUCUUUGGUCAGAGUUUGUAUCAAUUGAUUGUCCUUGCACUUCUCAAUUUUGAUGGGAAGAGGCUACUGGGACUUACUGGUUCAGAUGCAACUCAAGUGCUCAACACUUUGAUCUUCAACUCCUUUGUAUUUUGCCAGGUAUAUAUCAGAUAGGAAUUUCUUUGGUGAAAAGUAAAAUUAGGUGAGGAGUGAAGGAUUUUACUAGAUUUAUAAAGAACAUGUGCAAUAUAAUUUUUUUUUUGGUGGGUUUUUUCUUAAUAAAGAAUCAAUAUCCACCCAUAUCGGAUGCACUGUAAGAUACUAGAGGGGUUUUUUGUUAGAGGGAAGUAAAUGAUUGGAUUGGGGUAAAAAAGUGGUCAAAAGUUUUAUGGAUGAGUUUGAAUGAAAGUUUUGAUGGAGUUUUAAUGAAAACUUUUUUAAUCCCAACCAAAUAUACUUGUAUCACUGAAUAUUUAGAUUGCAAGGUAGAUGUGGUGAAGUCUUGAUCCAAAUUAUAGCUGAUAAGUUUUCAAAAAGAAAAUUGACUUUUGAAUACUCCAAGUUCUUUUAUACUCUAUCACCUUUGGGUUUUGUUGUUCCUAAUUCCAAUGCUUAAACU